Molecule: messenger RNA, 1318 nt
Organism: Galeopterus variegatus (Sunda flying lemur)
Lineage: Eukaryota; Metazoa; Chordata; Mammalia; Dermoptera; Cynocephalidae
Gene: CCDC88A
Product: coiled-coil domain containing 88A
Exons: 6
Coding region: 491-1000 (169 amino acids)
Biological process (GO): cytoskeleton-dependent intracellular transport; cytoplasmic microtubule organization
Cellular component (GO): centrosome; cytoplasm
Molecular function (GO): microtubule binding; dynein light intermediate chain binding
Source: RefSeq, a predicted model, not a curated record
UAUUUUUAAAUUCUUGAUUUAAAUGGAUUUAUUUUGGAUGAUGGAAAUGUAUAUUCAAAGGAAGUAAGAGGUUAAUCAUCCCAGGAAAUAACAAAAUGAGAAUGAAGGGGAACAUCUGACUUAGGCUUCAAAUUUAUUUUGCUACUGCUUUAGGAAUAUCAGAUGCAUUUAUAUUAAUUACAAUUACAUGAUACAUGUCAAAGUUAUCACCUGUCCUUUUGGAUCACUUUUGUUAAUGCAGAUGAAUAUACAAUUUGUUUAAAGAAAAAAAUGUAUUAUAUGAUUAGUUUUAGUCAUCUGUAGGUUCAGUUAAGUUUCAAUGUAAUUUUAAAGUUUUUUUUUUUUUUUUUUUUUUUACAGUAAUCCUAAAUCGGAGAGUCAGAGAGUAAAUAAAAAAGUCAACAAUGAUGCCUCACUUCGAAUUCAUAAUCUUUCCAUUUUGGUGAGACAGAUAAAAUUAUAUUACCAGGACACUUUACAGCAAUUGAUCAUGAUGUCAUUGCCAAAUGUCUUAAUCAUUGGCAAAAAUCCCUUUUCUGAACAAGGCACAGAAGAAGUUAAAAAGCUGCUUUUACUUUUACUCGGUUGUGCAGUUCAGUGUCAGAAAAAAGAAGAAUUUAUUGAAAGAAUUCAAGGUUUAAAUUUUGAUACAAAAGCAGCAGUUGCCGCUCAUAUUCAAGAGGUAACCCAUAACCAGGAAAAUGUGUUUGAUCUGCAAUGGAUGGAAGUGACUGAUAUGUCUCAGGAGGACAUAGAACCACUCUUGAAAAAUAUGGCAUCGCAUCUAAAAAGACUUAUAGAUGAAAGAGAUGAGCAUUCAGAGACUAUCGUAGAGCUCUCUGAAGAACGGGAUGGUCUUCAUUUUCUACCCCAUGCCUCUUCAUCUGCACAGUCACCCUGUGGUUCUCCAGGCAUGAAGCGAACAGAAAGUCGACAGCAUCUGUCAGUAGAACUAGCAGAUGCUAAGGCCAAGAUAAGAAGGCUUAGACAAGAACUGUAAGUUGCUGAUUUUCAAGGUUCACUGAAUUUAUAUGGUCUCAAAGGUGACCUAAACAAUAUUAUUGGGCUUAGAGAAUAUAGAUCAGUGUGUCUCCAUUGCUAGCCUAUGUCAAAGUUUUUACUAGUAUUUGUCAAAAAUAAGGAGACUGGCAUACAUUUUCCUAAUGUUAAAUCUUAUCAAUUUAAAUGAUGUCCUUUAUUCUGGAUUUAUGUCUUUUCUAUCUUUCUAAUGUUAAAAUGUCCUUUCUUUUAUAAAAUAGCGUCCCUUCCUGGGCAAAUUGGGGCCUCCUUAAUUUUUUAAUUUUUAUAUUCUUGAAAU